Messenger RNA from Stegastes partitus (bicolor damselfish), 3643 nucleotides. Its product is annotated as E3 ubiquitin-protein ligase MGRN1. Gene Ontology annotation, cellular component: plasma membrane; nucleus; early endosome. Gene Ontology annotation, biological process: endosome to lysosome transport; negative regulation of G protein-coupled receptor signaling pathway; protein ubiquitination. The coding region runs from base 296 to 1945 and encodes 549 amino acids. Lineage: Eukaryota; Metazoa; Chordata; Actinopteri; Pomacentridae. The record is from RefSeq and is a predicted model, not a curated record. Gene Ontology annotation, molecular function: ubiquitin protein ligase activity. The transcript has 16 exons.
AACGCCUUGACUCUGCUGAGACGCUUGGAGACAGCCAAUCAGGCCGCCUCCCCGCUCCGCUAGCACGGCUCUGGCAAAACAACAGCUCGCCUCGAUCCGCUUCCUGCUUCGCAGCUCAGCCACCGAUAAACCGAGCGUCUAAAAUGUCAAACUGACCGAAGCGCUUCGUUCUGGUUGGUGUUACGUUUGUUUUGGCGUUUGGUUUUGGCUGGAGGCAGUGGGAGCAUUCCGAGGUGUUGACGCGCCGCUAGCUGCUUGCUAGCUGUAGCUAACAUCGGCGAUCCAGCAGAGAAAGAUGGGGUCCAUCCUGAGUCGCAGAAUCGCUGGUGUUGAGGACAUCGAUAUCCAGGCCAACUCGGCCUAUCGAUUUCCACCGAAGUCUGGGAAUUAUUUUGCGAGCCACUUCUUCAUGGGUGGAGAGAAAUUCGACACGCCGCAUCCAGAGGGAUACCUUUUUGGGGAAAACAUGGACCUGAAUUUUCUUGGAAACAGGCCAGUGCAGUUUCCGUAUGUGACACCUGCACCCCACGAGCCUGUGAAAACCCUCAGGAGUCUGGUUAAUAUUAGAAAGGACUCUUUGCGUUUGGUCAGGUAUAAAGAUGACUCUGACACACCGGUGGAGGAAGGUGGAAAACCAAAGGUCCAGUAUGGUGUGGAGUUCACAUUUGACGCUGAUGCUCGUGUGGCCAUCACCCUCUACUGCCAGGCAUUUGAGGAGUUCUCCAAUGGGAUGGCUGUGUACAGCCCAAAGGAUCCAUCAAUGGCCUCUGAAACUGUGCACUACAAACGGGGCGUGAGCCAGCAGUUCUCCAUGCCAUCCUUCAAAAUCGAUUUCAGCGAGUGGAAAGAGGAAGAUCUGAAUUUUGACCUGGACCGAGGAGUGUUUCCAAUGGUAAUCCAAGCUGUGGUAGAUGAAGGGGACGAUUGCCUUGGGCACGCGCAUGUACUUUUGGCCGCCUUCGAAAGACAUGUCGACGGCAGUUUCUCUGUCAAGCCUCUGAAGCAGAAGCAAAUUGUGGAUCGUGUCAGCUACCUCUUACAGGAGAUCUAUGGGAUUGAGAACAAAAACAACCAAGAAACAAAGCCAUCCGAUGAUGAGAACAGUGAUAACAGCAACGAGUGUGUUGUCUGUCUGUCUGACCUGCGAGACACACUCAUCUUACCUUGCAGACACCUGUGUCUGUGCAACUCCUGUGCAGAUACUCUGCGUUACCAGGCCAACAACUGUCCGAUCUGCAGGCUGCCCUUCAGAGCCCUGCUGCAGAUCAGAGCUGUGAGGAAAAAGCCUGGAGCUCUUUCUCCUGUGUCCUUCAGUCCUGUUCUGGCUCAGACCAUGGACCAUGACGAGCAUUCAAGCACAGACUCGGUUCCUCCCGGCUUUGAACCCAUCUCUCUGUUAGAGGCUCUGAAUGGUCUGCGGUCAGUGUCUCCUGCCAUCCCGUCUGCUCCCCUCUAUGAUGAGAUCAACUUCUCAGGGGGCAUCGGAGGUGAAAACAGACAGCUCAGCUCUCCGGAGCAUUUAAGUGAUGGAAGUCUGCAGAAAGGCAAAGUCAGCAAGUCACCUGACAGCACCCUGAGAUCUCCAUCUUCUCCCAUCCAGGAGGAGGAUGAAGAGAAGCUGUCAGAGAUGUCAGACGCUCAACCGCACACACUUCUAUUAAGCAGCCCCGCCCCCACAGAUGCCACAGCUACCGAGGACGUGGCAGAAUCCCUGUCUCCAGAUGACGAGGAUAGGAUGCAUUCUGAAAGAGACAUCCUACAGGACUGCAGCAGUGAACACAGCCGCUUGACCAAAACAGAGAGCGACCCACCGGGAGACCUGUCACUGCCAGGGUCUUCAGAGUCUACAGAAAGCCUGAAAAGCGAGAGCACAAACUGCUCCAGCCAGCCUCUCCUGUGUCCCACGAGCAGCCUUCAUAUGGAAGACGAACACCUCAACCCCUGACUCUGAUCCAGGUUUUCCUUCCCAUUGUUGCUUCACUAAGAUCAUCCAGUUCCUUCAUUCCUUUCUCCGCCCCAGCCCAGUCUUCUGCUUGUGUGAUCAGAGGAUCAAAGGCCCUGAAAGGAAGGAACGAGGGAGGACUCUGUUUAUUUCAUCAAUGUCUCUCGACAUUACAAAAGAAUUUUGACUGCUGCAAAGAUGCUUUUGGUACCUUACUCUAUGACUGAUGUUUGGAAAAAAAACAAAACAAAACGAUAUUGUUUCCCCAGCUUUGAAAAGACUUAAUUAACUCUCACAUGGUGUUCAGUUGUGUGUCUUGGCCAGAGUUGUGGUCUAGUAAUGUAGAUUCCAGAGAUAUUCCACUACCAGUCUUGGUGGUGCUUUAAAGUACACUUACUUUAAAUUAACGCUGUAUCAGUUUCUUGACACUAAAUUCAGAAGAAUUUAUAAAUACGGUUUGUGUUUUAGAUAUCAUAUUCAUCAGUGAGACGCAUUAAUGACUUGAGAACUUGUUUUUCCCUGUCAGAUCGAUUUGGUUUGAGCAUAAUUUUGAAAACAUAUUACUUAUUAGUAUCUGUGUGUCCAUUUGAGAUGAUUUUGCACUCCGACAAAAUCCUUUAUAAUCCAUUCCUUAUAACAGAAGUAUAUGACAAGAUUAGUUAUCUGCUGUCUUAAACGUCGACACAUCUGUUUUACUAUUUCAAAUGAUGUGAUAUCUAUGUAUGAUAACUACUAGAAUCCUGUGCAGUUACUUCCAAAGUUGUACACUUGCAUAUUAUAUAUAUAUAAAAAAAAAUCCUGGUGUUGAACUAGACUCAUUUAACAUGCACAUUAUUUAAGACUGAUAAUCAAUAAGAGCUACAGAUUUACAUCCUAACAGCUGAACUCAAAGAUAGCUAAAGCCUGCAACAAGCAUAGAUGCUCCAGCUACAUGUACGCUGACUUAGUUUGGCACAGUAAGUGUGCUUGUCGUAGAUGUGGCAGAUCUCUGUACAGUCUAUUGUGGCAAUGCCAGUGUCUGCUUAUGUGAUGUAGCUGCAAAAAAGGGGUCACGUGUUUGUGUGGCUGCAACGCCUUUACUUACCUUGGUCCUGUAUGUGUAGCAUCAUGCAUAUAGAUUUAUGUGCCUUGAAUUAAUAUGGCUGCCUGCUUGUUGCAAUGGACAUUAGUGUUCUUACCGAUGCUACAGUAAACAACAAUAUACGGCCCGUAGACAGGAUUUUUUGAUGCUGAUGUACAGAGCCUUUUUUUCUAUCGCAAACUUCAUGCUACUGGGAAAAAAAAUGUAUCUUGUUAUUGUUAUUGAGCAAUAUUCAACUGAACUGUUCAUUUACUAUGUUAUGACCAUGUAUCGAUUAUGCAUUUAUUAUUAUUAUUUAGGUUCAAGUGGCUUGUCGUAAUGUAUGUGUUUAUUGGAAGGAACACAUCCCAAUGCAUUUUGCAUUUUGAAUAAUUGGGCUCGCAUUUGCAUGUGAAUUUGUAGAGGUUUAAAACUUCUCACUGCUUUUAAGUAACGUGGUUAUUUUGUCUUUAUCCCCUCCUCUUCUGUGCCAUUUCAACUUGACACUGUGCCUUCCCGUUCUGACCACUAUUGACCUGGUAUCCAGGAUAACUCCACAGUAGGUGGUUUUUGGCUCUCUGUAAAAUCAAUACCUGUCUCUCCUCGUGUGUAUAGCAGCAUGUGUAUAACAAUAAAGAUCA